AUGGCGGAGAAGAAGAAAGUGUUACUGCACGUGUAUGACGUCACCAACAGCCCCGACCCGAACGUCAACAACACCGUGCUUCGCAUCAACGGCGUCGCGCGAAGCACGCUGGGGAUCGGAGGGAUCUUCCACGGCGCCGUCGAGGUGUUUGGCGAGGAAUGGUCCUUUGGGUAUUGUGAGCGCGGGUCAGGCGUGUUCAGCUGCCGCCCGAAAUGCAACCCUUACUACACGUACCGAGAGACAGUCGACAUGGGGGAGACGAAGCUGAGCGCGAAGCGAGCGGGGCAGAUCAUAGCUGAGAUGAGCGUGCAGUGGCCUGGCGAGUCGUAUGACAUGCUCGGGCGAAACUGUAACCACUUUUGCGACGAGCUGUGUGUGAAGCUGGGCGUCGGGCCCAUUCCAGCGUGGGUCAACCGGUUCGCUCGCACAGGAGAUUCUGCUGCCGAGCUGUAUGAUCAAGUGGGGCAGCAGCCGUUUGGAGCGAUCGUGGUGGUCGUCGUCGCAUGCUUCGCGCGUUCACAUCACAGCAAUCCCCCCAGCUGUCCUUCUCAGUUAGCGAUCCGUCUGCGCUUACUAUCGCGUACGGCUCGCGUCGAUACCAAUGGCGCCGCGCGGGUCCGUCGUCGCGUUUCAGAAGCGAUUCAAGCAGUCGUCUCAGCAGAUGCUGGAGCUCUUCUCAGAAGCAGCUCCGGAAACGUCCAGGAAGCCCCUUUUUCCUCCCUCCCGCAGUGGCAAUCUUCUGGGCAGCGGCCUCUCCCCCCAAGGCCGGAGAAGCCGCCCCGCUGCUCUCGGCUUUCCGAGUUUUUAGACGACUCAAAACACCUCUCUUCCACCCCCUCAUCCCUCGCCUGUUCUUUCCUCGGCAUUCCCCUUGCUUCUACAAACACCCCUCUCUCAGUGGCAAUUUUCUGGGCGGCUGCCUCUCCCCCAAAGGCAGCAGAAGCCGCUCCGCUGCUCUCAGAUUUCCACGACUCCUUUGUGGCCUCCAUGCUGCUGCUGCACGCCUGCAGUGCUGGCGCUGCUGCCACGUGGCAUGCUGCGAUUCGCUCGGCUGCGGAGGGUGUUGUGUCAGCCUCUGCUGCUCUGCUGGACACUGCACUGACCACAUCAAAUGCCACACAGCGAGCCCAGCUGCUCCCCAGGCAGGUGGGCAUGCUGCAGUCAGCAUAUGCAGCACUGAAGAAGCUUCCAGUAAGCAACGAGGCGGCUGUGGGUAGGGUGCUGGUUACUCUUGCUGCAUCAAUGAAAGACGUUGCCAGGGAGGUUGGGGAGAUGGUGGGAAGAGAAGGGGUUCAGAACGGUGCAGUGGGGGAGGAGAAAGGAGAGGAGAAAGGGGAUGUUGUGGGGGAGGAAAGAGCUGAGGAAGACCAAGGGGUUCAAGAAAUACUUGAGGAAAAGGAAGGGAAAGAGGAGGAGAAUCCUUCCAGUAAUGACAAGGAGGAGGGUGGUGAUGGUGGUGAUGGUGAUGAGGAUGAGGAGGAAGAGGAGGAUGAGGAGGAAGAGGAGGAUGAGGAGGAAGAGGAGGAUGAGGAGGAAGAGGAGGUGAGUUUGGGUGAGGAGGAGAGGGAGUUGGCACGGAGUGGUUUGCGUGUGGUUGAGGCAGCGGAACGGGUGAUUCGGUGCCUGAUCUACCUUGUGGCUGCUUGGCAGCAGCACCAGGAAUCCUGGGGACAGCAGCAGCAGCAGCAGCAGCAGCAGGAAGAGAAAUCACAGUCACAGGGAGUUGAGGGAAAACAACAGCAAGAGCAGAAGAAAAAGACUGCAAGUGAAGACGUGGAUGAGAUUGGUGCAUCUCUCUUCCCGCCUCAAGAGCCCGGCACCAUUCGCAUGCGCGCACGGCAGCUGCUGGGUCGAGCGAGAGAAUUGAAGUCACUGCUGCCGCUGCCGCUACCACCAGGAACAGAAACUGCUGAAAGAACUGCAGCAGUAGAUUCAGGGAGUGUGGGUGUUGCUGUUGCUGCCGAUGCUGCUGGUGAAGGGAAGGUGGGGAGUGGAGGCGAGAUGGGGAAGAAGGGUGCAGGGAAGGGGGGGAUGAGUGUGAGUAAGUUGCAUGAGGCGAUUGGGGAGAUGGAGAGGGAUAUAGCUGCACUGUUGCUUGUGGUGGGAGAGAGUAGUGAAGGUGAAGUGGCGGGGGAAGAGGGAGCGAAGGUGAUAACAGAUAGGAAGAGGGAUGAGCUGGUAGAUCCUACUGGUGUAGCUGUUACAAUAGUGAAAUGUAGUUUAGAUAGUCUCCAGCUGCUCGGCAUUAGUGUUCAGUUCACGGACUUCUUUUCUCUUCAAGAUCGACAUGCGCGCCAUGGCGUCGCGACACAACAACGCUUCCUUGAUCGCUCGGCGGUGACUGUUGCACAUCUCAGCCUGACCUUGACACACGAUGUUCUUGGAGGCUCGUUUCUGCUCGAACCUGACACAAGGUUCAAUUCUAGACCCAAGAUCUCUGCAUGGAACGCCAGAUGCUGCAACCGUGCAUUGGAGGAAUACGACAUUGAUGUGGACGGAAGUUUUUGCGGAGCCACAACUGAGGCAGCAUGCUGUGAAACGUGA
Molecule: messenger RNA, 2544 nt
Organism: Closterium sp. Yama58-4
Lineage: Eukaryota; Viridiplantae; Streptophyta; Zygnematophyceae; Desmidiales; Closteriaceae
Source: the annotation of a GenBank genome assembly